AUUAAAAAUAAAAAUAUAUGACCAAAAAUAGAAGAGGAUAAAAACGGUUCUCCUCUCUGAGCAAUGACGGCGAGGAAGCGAGGACGGCCAAGGAAGAAGAAAUCGAAGACGACGUACAAACUACAGAGUGGACUGGAAACCCCGUGCACUGGAGAAUCAACAGCGGGUAAGAAUGCAACUCCUAUGUCUGAUUCAGUAUUGGUACCAAAUACCCUAGACGUGUGCAAAUCCAGAUCUAUAUUACUAUGUAAUGAAGAGGAAAAGCUGAAUUCGGAAAUGAAGAAACAAAAACCUGAAGAAGCACAAGUGAAAACUUAUGCUGAAAUAGUGGGGAAGACAGAAAUACUUGAGUCAGAGCUCAAAUAUGUACAGACGGAGGAAUUAAAUGGAACUAAGAUAGCGAGAUUAACAAAAGAGGACGUCAUAGAGAUGGACAAUUACUGGAAUGCAGCUGCUGUCUGCUGUGUUCUAGGAGCCAACCCCCCUCUAAAGGUUAUGGAUGGGUUUAUAAGAAGAAUCUGGAAGGAUUUCAAGAUUACAGAAAUUGCCAUUCUGCGUGAAGGCCAGUUUGUGGUAAACUUUGAACAGAAAGAGGACAGAGAUGAAAUUGUGAAGAGGAAAUACUAUUUCAUGGACAAUAAACCAGUUCUAGUGCAGAAAUACAACCCAGGAAUGAAAAUAAGACUAGAGGAACUGACAGACAUACCUAUUUAGAUCAUAUUCUUAGAUCUGGAGCUCAAAUACUGGAGCCUUACAGGUUUGAACAAAAUAGGGAGUAUCAUCGGGAAUCCAAUCAAAAGGGAUAGGGCAACAACAACCAAAACAAAAAUGGAAUAUGCAAGAAUCCAGAUAAAAGUGGGUAUGCAGAGCAAUUUCCCAGAAAAGGUGACCUUCAUAGAUGAGGAUAACAGAGUGGUUACCCAGAAACUGGAGUAUGAAUGGUGCCCGGUUCAGUGUACACACGGCAAGAAAAUAGUGUUGGAAUU
Cuscuta campestris is the source of this 986-nucleotide messenger RNA. The record is from the annotation of a GenBank genome assembly. NCBI's taxonomy places the organism in Eukaryota, Viridiplantae, Streptophyta, Magnoliopsida, Solanales, Convolvulaceae.